CCCGCUUACCAGUACACACUAUUUAAAACAAUGGCGACAGAGUCUACCAAUCCGGAGCCAGAGGGAGAGGAUCGCGAGGUUAUACGCCAGUAUGUCAAAAAGGUUCGGGAACAUCGCGAAAUAGACACUCGCUUAAAAAAGUUACGUGCUGAUAUAAAGACGUUAUCAGUUAAAGAUGACCAGACGGAAGACGACCUUAAGGCCUUGCAAAGCAUCGGGCAGAUUGUCGGCCAUGUGCUACGUCCCAUAGACAAUGGAAAGCUUAUCGUAAAGGCAUCAAGUGGGCCACGAUAUGUGGUCUUUUGUAAAACAAAAAUAGACCCGUCGACCUUGGUAUCUGGUACUCGUGUAGCGUUAGACAUGACUACAUUGACCAUUAUGAGGAAGUUACCCAGAGAGGUCAACCCCGUGGUGUUUAACAUGCUUACUGAUACGCAACGUCCGAAUGAGGAAAACAAGCCGUUGAGUUACAGCAGCAUCGGAGGUCUCGACAGGCAGAUUCGCGAAAUGCGUGAGUCAAUCGAGUUACCGUUACGCAAUCCAUAUCUUUUCAAACGUGUUGGUGUCAAGCCACCUAAGGGUGUUUUACUUUAUGGCCCACCAGGAACGGGCAAAACCUUGAUGGCUAAGGCUUUGGCCUCUUCCAUGGAUUGCCACUUCCUGAAGGUUGUAGCUUCUGCUGUGGUGGACAAGUACAUCGGAGAAUCUGCCAGAAUAAUCAGGGAAAUGUUUGGUUACGCAAAGGACCAUCAGCCAUGUAUCAUAUUUAUGGAUGAAAUUGAUGCCAUUGGAGGUAAGCGCUUUUCACAAGGAACGUCGGCUGAUCGUGAAAUCCAACGCACAUUGAUGGAGUUACUAACCCAUCUAGAUGGUUUCGACGAGUUAGGGCAGGUUAAGAUAAUCAUGGCAACAAAUCGACCGGAUGUUUUGGAUCCCGCUCUUAUGCGCCCUGGACGCAUCGACAGAAAAAUUGAGAUACCUUUACCCAAUGAAUCAUCACGUGUGGACAUACUGAAGAUCCAUAGUAGCAAGUUGAACAAGAAGGGUGAUAUAGACUAUGUAGCAAUAUGCCGUUUAUGCGAUGGAUUUAAUGGCGCAGACAUGCGCAACGUAUGUACGGAAGCUGGUAUUUUCGCCAUACGUGCUAUGAGAGACUACGUAGUUGAAGAAGACUUCUUCAAGGCUGCUCGUAAGCUGACCGAGACAAAGAAGCUUGAGGGUACGCUAACCUAUGAAAAGGUAUAAAAUGCAAUUUUGGAAACGUUAAACUAAAUAUAUUUGUUAC
Babesia bovis T2Bo is the source of this 1285-nucleotide messenger RNA. RefSeq names its product putative 26S proteasome AAA-ATPase subunit RPT4a. Gene Ontology annotation, molecular function: proteasome-activating activity; ATP hydrolysis activity; ATP binding. The coding region runs from base 31 to 1245 and encodes 404 amino acids. Lineage: Eukaryota; Apicomplexa; Aconoidasida; Piroplasmida; Babesiidae. The record is from RefSeq and is a predicted model, not a curated record. Gene Ontology annotation, cellular component: cytosolic proteasome complex; proteasome regulatory particle, base subcomplex. Gene Ontology annotation, biological process: positive regulation of RNA polymerase II transcription preinitiation complex assembly. The transcript has 4 exons.